Messenger RNA from Camellia sinensis, 1434 nucleotides. The record is from RefSeq and is a predicted model, not a curated record. Lineage: Eukaryota; Viridiplantae; Streptophyta; Magnoliopsida; Ericales; Theaceae.
UUUAGCCCUCCUUUCCUACGAGUAAUAAAUCCACAACAAAAGAAUUCCUACUCACAUCAUAUCUAGAGUAAAGAAAGGUUUAUGAAAAUGGGGCAUGACAUCCUCUCUGAAGUUUACAAUGCCGCGAAAAGCCAGAAACAGCAAUCAUUGAUAGUGCUCUCCGACUUCUGCCGAGCAGGCCUAGCCACGGCACCACUCGACGAACGCCGCAACACCGUCCUCCAUUUCAUCGCCAUCUACGGCAACGCGGUCGCCAUUAAAAAGCUACUCCGAGAAGGCCUACUGACCAUUGAUGAGCUCAAGAAAGGCAAUGCCAAUGGCGAGACCACGCUGCAUGAGGCAGUGAGGUACGGACGGAUGGAGGUUGUGCAACCAUUGAUUGAGAAGGAAACAAGUCUGAUAUUCGAACGAAACAAGUCAGGAGAGACGCCUCUGUACCUUGCGGCCGCGCAUGGAAAUAGUGAGAUUUUCUAUUUUCUGUGCGAAAAGUUCCCUAGAGAAUUCGUUAUGUCAAGGAGAGGACAAGAUGGCUACACUGUUCUUCAUGCUGCUGUCUUUGCUGAACAUUACGGUUUUGCUGUGCGCAUACUGGAAGCAUACCCUGAGCUCGCAAACACACGUGACCAAACCGGUGCGACAGCGUUGUGUCUCUUGGCCUCAAAACGAGCUUCCUUCAUAAGCGGGACACCGUAUAGCUUCAAAAAUGUUGGGAUCUGUCCCUUCGUUCCCUGGCAGCUUUGGUUGAUUUUCCAAUUUCUAUUAAUGCCAGGCAAGACUUUGAUGACGAGAGCUGACCGCGAUGUGGAGAAUCCAAGUGAUAUGGGGCCUUGUAUCUCCAAAUCAAUAUCAGCACGCUGGUGUUGGGUAUCCAACUUAGUCGCAGGAUACAGAAGGUUCGUCAGAGUGUUUCCUUGGCUUAGAGCACUUGAUGAUGUGAAGCAAAAGCACAUGUAUGCAUUAGAGUUGGGAAAAGGUCUUCUAGAAGAACAGAAAACAUGGAAUCAACCCUUUUAUUGGGAAGAUUUACUAGCUUCAGAAGUGAAAGUGAAUAAAGAACCUAACCCACUUGGAGAAGCCAUAAAACAUGGUAUCUUGGAGUUGGUGAAGAUAAUCCUGAAAAAAUUCCCAGAGGCAUCAAACAGCUUUGAUAAGAAUGGAAGGAACAUAAUACACAUGGCAGUGGAAUACAAACACAUACUCAUCUAUGAGCACUUGAAGAAGCAUGUUGAUCACAAGGAAAAGAUGUACGAUGUUGAUUCUGAUGGGAACACCAUUUUGCAUGUUGCAGCCACCUCAGAAAAUGUUCCUAAAUUUCUUGUUGGCCAAGUCUUGUCCAUGGCAUGGGAUCUCUUCUGGUUUAAGGUACUAAUUAUAGCUCUUCAGGCAAUAAUAUCUAACCUUGUAUCUUAGCUAGCUAUAAGUUUAAUGCCAAAC